Messenger RNA from Stomoxys calcitrans (stable fly), 1737 nucleotides. RefSeq lists its product as uncharacterized. Bases 859 to 1239 code for a protein of 126 amino acids. Gene Ontology annotation, cellular component: nucleus. The transcript has 2 exons. The record is from RefSeq and is a predicted model, not a curated record. NCBI's taxonomy places the organism in Eukaryota, Metazoa, Arthropoda, Insecta, Diptera, Muscidae.
GAGUGCCGGGCGAUAGCGGAGUAAGGGGUAGUGAAACAGCAGACGAUUUGGCUGUGAAGUCUAGAGAACUGCCAUCAAUAAAAUUAUUUAAUACGGAGCCAUUCGUAGCACUGUGGAACAUCGAGACGGCCGAUAAGACGACGAAAAUCUUAUGGGGAGAUCCGGAUCGUGAGUAGACGAGGCUAUUACUGAAAGGAAAGUAAAAAAACUACGAGCAUUUGGGGAAUAUGAUGAGACGUUGAAACAUUUCAUAUGUCAUUGCCCGGUUUUCGAGGCUGAAAGAGAAUAAGAGAUUUUGAUGUUUCACCCAAAACUGAUGAUUAUGUGUACAUGUGACGCAUACACCUAUGUUUUCACCAAUACUAUUGCAAUGACAUUACAUCAGAUGUGCCAUGUAAACGGGCCGGACAGUGUUCAAAACAAAAUUAAAAAAGAGAAGAAAAGUAUGGAAAAUUAAAUAAACCAAAGAAAAAGUUGAUGCACUUCUUUGACAAAAACGGCACGAUGUGCCGUAUUAAUACCCUAUUACAAUAAGCACACAUCAAACGAUAAAAAACAGAGCAUAAUGUCGACUUCGACUUUUCGAUUUUUCUCAUUAAUAGUCGAUUAAUCGAUUAGUUGAAAGUCGAUUUAUGGAUCCCUAGUGGCGGUUGCGGUUUGGCGGUUGUGUGAACAUAAAGCAGAAAUGCGAAAGUAGACGCAGGACAUAAAGAAUUUUUUAAUAAUUAGUCUCUUCGAUCUUUCGUUAAUUGCACCUAAUUCGUCCAUACAAAAUAGUGAGUGAGCUUUGGAUUAAAAAAACCAUCCAGUGUCUUUUAAUUAACAUUCAGUGAAACAAAAAAAAAAAAACAAAAAAACAUGACUUCAACAGAAACUUCAGCCACAAUGACCACUAACUCCCGUCCAUCCAGCCGCGUUCUAAAACCUCCAGGUGGUGGCCAUUCGAAUAUUUUCGCCGAGCCCGAUGUGAGUGUCAAUGCCCCACGUCCUAAAUACAAUCAACAAAACUCUUCCAACCUUAAUGCAUGCAUGGGCUCCACCGAUCCUAAUGUGGUUGUCGAGAAAUUGCGCGAGGAAGUGCAUCAUAAAAAGGAAACAAUUGAAACGGCCAAAGUGGAAAAAAAUGAAACUAAAACUGCAUCCAAUGGUGCUUCCAGUGAUGCGGGUGGUGCAGCAGCUACAGCCAAUGCCCGAACUCGUGUGCCUCCCGGUGGAUUCUCAUCGGGCAGUUUCUGGUAAGGCCAACAAAAUUGAUGCUUACAACAACAACAACAAGUCGUAACAUUAUACGCUUUCAUUUGAUUUGGAAAGGGAACCAAACGCAUUUAUAAUAUAAAUAUAUAAAUCUUAAAACUACUAAAAUGAAACUUUGCCUAUUUAUUCUCUAAACAACAUCCAUGUCCUUUACGAAAUAUAUUUUGUUUAAAGCAAGAAAAUGAAAAACAAACAACAAAAAAAAACAUGUUAUACGUUUCCUUAGUUUUAAGUCAUUUUUGUAAUGUACUUCUGUUCUUAACAUAACAACUUUUGGACAAUUUAUCUGUUUUAGCGUUUAGUUUCUUCUUAUUUUUAUUAUCGUUUCUCUUCAAAACUGAUAUGAGUAUUAUUAUUUGUUUUAGAAUCUAUAAUAUUCCUUUAUCUUUAACUAUUGUAUCAUCGAUGGACUCUACUAUCAACCUGUUUUAAGUUUUUCUUUUUUUUUUAUUUGUGUGUAACUUUAUAUUAAAGAUAAAACAA